Molecule: messenger RNA, 4110 nt
Organism: Sitodiplosis mosellana (orange wheat blossom midge)
Lineage: Eukaryota; Metazoa; Arthropoda; Insecta; Diptera; Cecidomyiidae
Exons: 1
Coding region: 1-4110 (1369 amino acids)
Biological process (GO): DNA integration
Molecular function (GO): nucleic acid binding
Source: RefSeq, a predicted model, not a curated record
AUGCAGCGAACGCGAGCAACAGAUGGACCGCCUCCGUUUGAAUUCAAAGCGGAUGGAAAUUGCGGUGGCGAAUGGAAAAUAUGGCUGCGUGGGUUUGAAAUCUUCGCCCAAGCAAAUUCGAUGGAGGACGCCGAAGAGAAAUUGAACUGGAUGCUACAUUACGCCGGUGCAAAAGUUCAAUCGGUUUAUUAUUCACUGCCGGAAAAAGAAGUCGUAGAGACCGCACGAAAAGGCCCAUUGGCAACGGGUUAUGUUAAAUCUCAACCACAAGACGAAUAUGAACAAGCGGUGGCGAAACUGUGUGAAUUUUUCGAACCGAAACAGAACAUUUCGUACGAGCGACACGUUUUCAGAAUGUUGACACAAAACAAAGGUGAGCGAAUCGACAUGUUCAUGAUGCGAUUGCGUGAGCAAGCUGAACGCUGCGAUUUUGAUGAGCAGCUCGAUGAAAACAUUCGUGACCAAAUCACGAGCGGCUGUCACUCGGAUGUGUUGCGACGCAAAAUAUUGGAACGAGGUGAUGAAAAGUUGGAACGAAUUGUCAAAAUGGCACGAAUCUUUGAAGCUGUUUCGAAGCAACAGAAAACGUUCGAAAGGGAAGCAACACUCGUACAUACAAGUCCGGUGACAGUUGAUGAACGGAAAGAUGAAAGUGUGUGCAAUAUCAAUACGAAACGUAAAUUUGCAAGUCGUCGAAAUUUGCCGCCGAAGAAAAAUAUGGAUUUUGGUAUUGUGUGUGGCCGAUGCGGUUCGAAAGGUCACAAGGCAUCAGACGAUUGUUGUCCGGCAAAAGGCAAGACAUGCCAUCGUUGUGGCCGCAAGGACCAUUUCUCUCGUUGCUGUUUUCUUCGCGAAUCCGGAGACCAGAAACGCUUCGUUGGAAAAAGAAAGGGCGACACGGCAAAUGAUGAACAGUCGAGCAACAAAGUAAAACGAGAAAAUGUGCAAGCGAUCGAGAUGGAAUCGAAGCCCGAAUACAAAAGUAUUGAAGAUGAGUAUGAGGACAUUUUCAUGGUCGAUUCAGAUGAUGAUGGUGGCGAUUACAACAAAAUGUGGGUAACAAUCGGUGGUAUUGAUGUUGAAGUGAUCGUUGACUCAGGCACAAAGCGAAAUGUCGUCGACAAAGCGUCUUGGUUAGAAUGGAAAACCAAAAAUAUUGUGACCACACAUCGACAGAAUGGAGUUGAUAUCAAUUUCAAAAGUUAUGGGGCGCAUCCAUUGAAGUUCAUAGGAAUGAUUGAAACGGUGGUCAAAACGGCAACGAACGAAAAGUUGGCCAAGUUUUACGUAGCUAAUGAACCGGGACAGAUAUUGCUGGGAUAUGAAACUGCCAAGGCACUUGGAAUACUGAAAAUCGGGGACGAUGUGGAGCCGAAAAAUGCUAUCAAUGUCAAUGUGAUCGAUGAAAAUGAAGUCGACUGUAAACCGCUGGGAAAAAUCAAAGGUGUGACAAUUGACAUUCCAAUCAUACCCGACGUGAAGCCUGUAGCUCAACCAUACCGCCGUGUACCAGUUGCACUAGAGAAAUUGGUUGACGAUCGAAUCGAACAAAUGGCUCGUCAAGGCAUUAUCGAGCAAGUUAGCGGUGUGGCUAAAUGGGUGUCGCCGCUGGUUGUUGCACCAAAGGGUGAAAAUGAUGUCCGCAUCUGUGUCGAUAUGCGGCGCGCCAACUUGGCGGUGGAAAGGGAAAAUCAUCCAUUGCCGACUAUGGACGACUUUUUGCCGCACCUGAGCGAAGCAAAGUGGUUUUCAAAAUUGGACAUUAAGCAAGCAUAUCAUCAGGUUGAAAUUUCGGAAGAAUCACGAGAAAUUACCACUUUCAUGACACGAAAAGGAUUAUUUCGGUACACUCGACUAAUGUUUGGCAUUAACUGUGCGCCAGAGAUUUUUCAGAAACUUAUGGAACAAAUACUAAGUGGAUGUGAAGGUGUACUCGUUUACAUCGAUGAUAUCGUUAUUUAUGCGCCAACGAAAGAGCUCCAUGAUCUACGGCUUCGAAAGGUGCUUGAUCGAAUUCGUGAAUUCAAUAUCACACUGAACAAAAGUAAGUGUAAAUUCGGACGCACGGCAAUUGAUUUCUAUGGCCAUAUUUUAUCGGACGCUGGGAUAAAACCGAAACACAAUAAAGUCAAGGCUGUGCAGGAAUUUCGCGCACCCAAAAACGCCGAGGAGGUUCGUAGUUUCAUUGGACUGGUGAACUAUGUGGGUAAAUUUAUUCCGAAUCUGGCGACUAUUAGCGAGCCGCUUCGCCAACUUACAAAGAGAGGCGUCAGAUUUGAAUGGGGCCGUGAACAACAAUUGGCAUUUGACACAUUCAAAGACAGAUUGACAGAUAAUUUGUUACUUGGAUAUUACAAUGUGAAAUGCCGAACACAACUCAUUGCUGAUGCAAGCCCAGUCGGAUUGGGUGCGGUACUGACACAAUUUCAAAAGGGAGAAAAUCGAGUCAUUGCGUACGCUAGCCGCAGUUUAACUGAACCAGAACUCAAUUAUGCACAAACGGAAAAAGAAGCACUCGCCCUGGUAUGGGCAGUCGAACGAUUUACGUAUUAUUUAUACGGACGUGAGUUUGAACUGGUGACCGAUCAUAAAGCUCUCGAAACACUGUUUGCACCAAGGUCAAAGCCAUGCGCGCGAAUUGAAAGAUGGGUUAUGCGAUUGAUGUCAUACAAGUUUAAAGUGAUCUACAAGCCCGGAAAAACGAACAUUGCCGACCCAUUGUCACGACUAUUGAAACAAAUGAACAUACCAUCAGACAGUGAUGACACAGAGCAAUACAUUCGAUGGAUUGUGGCGUAUGCGGAGCCAAAAGCAAUUAAGUUGGGUGAAAUUUCGGAAGCAUCAACGAAAGACAGCGAAAUUCAAGCAGUCAAACAUGCGCUGUACGAAGGAGAAUGGACAGAUUCGGCAUCGGCAUUCAAGCCAUUCGGGCUGGAGCUAUGUUUUGCUGGUAACAUUUUGUUGCGGGGAACACGGAUUGUGAUGCCACACAUCCUGCGUGAGAAAACACUGGAAUUGGCUCACGAAGGUCACCCCGGCAUGACGGUGAUGAAACGUCGGUUGAGAGCGAAAGUGUGGUGGCCUAAAAUGGACACUCGGAUAGAGGAAUUUGUGAAGAAAUGCCGUGGCUGCUUGCUAGUAAGUGCACCAUCAGCACCCGAACCACUCAGAAGAACGGAAUUGCCUUCGGCACCUUGGCAACACCUGGCAAUUGAUUUUCUUGGCCCAUUGCCAUCAGGUCAUUACAUAUUCGUGGUGAUUGAUUAUUACAGCCGAUUCAAAGAAGUGGAAAUAAUGACGAAAAUUGAUUCAAGCGAAACUAUUAAACGUUUGGAACGCAUUUUUGCUCGCUUUGGAUUGCCAAUUUCCAUACAUGCGGAUAAUGGCCGUCAGCUCGUGAGCGAAGAAUUCAAACAGUAUUGCCGAGUGAAUAACAUUACGCUGAUUAGCACCACACCUUAUUGGCCACAACAAAACGGAGAGGUUGAGCGUCAGAAUCGGUCGUUAUUGAAGCGAUUAUCCAUUUGUCAGAGCGAAAAAGGAAAUUGGCAAGAAGACUUGCAAAAGUACUUACUCAUGUAUCGUUCAACUCCGCACUCGACAACGUUGAAAACACCGGCAGAAUUGAUGUUCAACAGAAAUAUUCGUGAUAAAUUGCCAUCAAUGGAUCAACAUAUCGAAAGAGAAGACAGUGAAGUCAGAGAUCGUGAUGCGGACAUGAAACGAAAGGGAAAAGAGUAUGCCGAUCGCAAGCGAAACGCCAAAGCAAAUGACAUUGAGGAAGGAGAUGAGGUAGUGGUCAAGAGACAGAUUGUAUCGAACAAGCUUGACACUGCUUUCGAGCCAGCAACUCACACAGUAACCAAGCGAAUGGGUUCAGAAGUUAUUGUAGUACAUUCGGGGACGGGAAAGUCAUACCGUCGGAAUGUAGCCCAUGUUAAGAAGAUUCCGGAACGUAUCGAUGUUCCUUCACAGCACUCACCACCAUCAGGCGAAACAUCAUCACAACACGUGCCACAGCCUCAGCUGAUACCGACUCGAACAUCGACACGGAAACGAUCUACACCAAGCUACUAUCAGGACUUUGUACAGCCGAAGCAAUCGAAGUGA